AUGUCCGUCAAAUUCGAAAAGGAAACCGUCAAGACUGCGACCAAGGUCGGCGGAGAACUCGCACAGAAGGUGGGCGCCAAAUUGACUGGAGGGAAGACGCAGAAUGGGUACCUGGCUGGUGCGACCAUGGUUCGAAUGCUAACGAUGCUGGGGCUCGCAAAGGCAUAUAUCAAGCAGCUCCAAUCGAAUCCGCUCCGUACCAAAAUGCUCACCUCGGGCUCCCUGUUCGGCCUGCAGGAACUCCUCGCCUCCUGGAUCGCACACGAUCGUAGCAAGCAUGGCCAUUAUUUCAAUUCCAGAAUACCCAAAAUGGCGGUCUACGGCGCUUUCAUCAGCGCACCGCUUGGCCACUUCUUGAUUGGCAUUCUGCAACGGGUCUUCGCUGGCCGCACCAGCCUAAAGGCCAAGAUCCUGCAGAUCCUGGCCAGCAACCUCAUCAAUCGCUUCAAGCUGCUAAUUGCGAUCCUUGAUGCCGCGCAGAUUUCUCCCAUCCAAAACGUCAUCUACUUGGCGUCAAUGGCCAUCAUUGCCGGCGCGCGUACCUUCCACCAGGUCCGCGCCACCGUCAAAGCCGGAUUCUUCCGUGUUAUGAAGGUUAGCUGGGUUGUCUCGCCGCUCUCCCUGGCGUUUGCCCAGAAAUUCCUCCCAGAGCAGACCUGGGUGCCGUUCUUCAACAUUGUCGGUUUCAUUAUCGGUACCUACAUCAACGCCCAUACCAAGAAGAAGAGACUCGAAGCAUUGAGACGCAAGCAAUACGGCUCCGGCAAGAGCACUGCCGGUCGCAGCGAAGAUUACCCACCAAGACCCAACUACUAG
This is a messenger RNA of Uncinocarpus reesii 1704, 816 nucleotides long. RefSeq lists its product as uncharacterized. Gene Ontology annotation, cellular component: cytoplasm; membrane. The transcript has 4 exons. The record is from RefSeq and is a predicted model, not a curated record. NCBI's taxonomy places the organism in Eukaryota, Fungi, Ascomycota, Eurotiomycetes, Onygenales, Onygenaceae. Bases 1 to 816 code for a protein of 271 amino acids.